Molecule: messenger RNA, 2025 nt
Organism: Pestalotiopsis fici W106-1
Lineage: Eukaryota; Fungi; Ascomycota; Sordariomycetes; Amphisphaeriales; Sporocadaceae
Exons: 3
Coding region: 1-2025 (674 amino acids)
Biological process (GO): poly(A)+ mRNA export from nucleus
Cellular component (GO): nucleus
Molecular function (GO): protein binding; RNA binding
Source: RefSeq, a predicted model, not a curated record
AUGGCACCCUCAGGCCCUCGUUCUCAGCGCAACGCGCGCGGCGCGACGACAUUAAAUAAGACGACAGGCCGUCCCUCUGGUAUCAAGAAACGCGGCGCUGGCGGGCCUACAAAAACCGACAGAGAUGGCGAUCUAGACAUGGACACAUCAGCCGGCGGCAGCGGCUCUGGUCGUGGCGCUCGUCAGUCGAAGAACAACAAGCCAGAUCCGCCCGCAGGACCACGGCGAUCUACCCGGUCUACCCCUGCUGGUGGCCGUGGCCCAAAGCCCACAACCCGAGCGGCAGACAUGGUCAAAAAGAUUAUCGAGGGUGGUUCGGGCAACCUGUCCUCGCGUAUCGCAGCAGGCAUCGAUACAUCCACGAGACACACCCGCUCUUCGCGUCCAAUCAAUGGCGCAAACAUCACAACUCUAAGAAUUGGCGGUUUAAAGGACAGCAAAGCGGCCAGUAACGAAGGCGGUGGUCUGAGAGAGCUCAUCAUCUUCGUCGAGCGAAAGGCAUCCGUCGUUGGCAAGCUUGCCCGGUCCGUUCGUGUCAAGAAGUCAUCAAUCAGGGGUGACUUCGUAUACAUCACAGCAAGUAAGGACGAUGCGGAGGAAAUUUUGAAACUUAACAACUUUGAUUUCGCCGGUGCCCGCCUCACUAUAGAAGAAGUCACCGAGGAAACAGCUGCUCCUUUGUCCGACAAGUCGGCGCAGAUCAAGGAACAGCUCAAAUCAGUUCUAGCCGUGCGGUACAACCAGGAAGCAAAGCUUCUCGACUUGUCGCAUCUCAGCCAAGACCCCACCCUCCAGCAGAUGGAAAUGUUCACACAAGCCACGCCAGAAAAGCUAUUCAAGGCCUUCAUGGUCAUUAUGGAUGACACCUUCAAGACGGCCCAAGCUAAACGAGAUGGCGUCAUCAGCAUCAGCCUAAAAGGCAACAACAUCGAUGAUGCUGCUCAGAUCAUGUCUCUUGCCGACACUUUCCCAGAUCUGAUUAAUCUUGACCUGUCCGGGAACCAGUUCAAGGACUCGAAGGCCUUGAGAAAGUGGAGCAAUCGCUUGCGAAAACUCGAGACUCUACUCUUGAACGAGAAUCCAGUCGCCACGGACCAGUCCAGCGCGGCUGAAUUCAUGAAAUGGUGGCCUCGGCUACAAAAUUUGAGCAAUAUCCAAGUGAGGUCCAAAGAAGAGGUUGAGGCGGCUGCGCAAGGUCCCAAGGUCUUCCCAAUCCCACAAUUUGGUUCCGACUUUCGUGACGUCAAUCGCAUUGGCGAGGCCUUCAUUACCGAGUUCUUCGGCUUGUAUGAUACCGAUCGACAAAGUCUUGCCGCAAAGUACUACGACGAUCAGAGCGUAUUUUCGUUCUCAGUCAUGGUUGCCCAAGCGCAUAUUCCCGGUUCAUCAUUGACCUGGACAGAUUACAUCAAGCUCUCUCGGAACCAUGUCAAGAUCACGACACAACACGCUAGAUACCAGCGCCUAUUCGUAGGCACGGGACUUGUGCAGAAUGCGUGGUCAAAGUUUCCUCCCACGAGACACCCGGCACUUGCUACCGACUUCACCAAGUACAUCAUUGAUUGUCAUCCAAUGACCGGCCUUGCUGACCCAACGGGCCAGAGUCCUGGUGGCGUCGACGGUAUGAUCAUCACCAUGCAUGGAGAAUUCGAGGACCAAGAGCAGAGCACCCAGAAGACCGCCAGAAGGAGUUUCUCACGCACCUUUAUCCUUGGACCUGGUCUUCCAGGUAGGCAUGAUAUUCGCGUCGUUAGCGAUCUACUGCAACUGAGGGCGUAUGCCCCUCUACCUGCUCAGACAGGCGCAUCCGACGUUCCGACAGCAACGAUAACAGCACCUGCUGUAGAUGCAGCUACACAGCAAGAACAAAUGACACUGGAGCUCUGCAAACAAACCGGCAUGACUCCUGAAUAUUCCAAAAUGUGUCUCGAGACAGCUGGUUGGAACUUUGACCAGGCAUUACUUACGUUCAACGAGAAGAGGGCAUCACUUCCCGCUGACGCGUUUGCCCAACGUCUCAUGUGA